Molecule: messenger RNA, 4560 nt
Organism: Anolis sagrei ordinatus
Lineage: Eukaryota; Metazoa; Chordata; Lepidosauria; Squamata; Anolidae
Gene: SEPTIN11
Product: septin 11
Biological process (GO): cytoskeleton-dependent cytokinesis; cilium assembly; intracellular protein localization
Cellular component (GO): microtubule cytoskeleton; cell division site; septin ring
Molecular function (GO): GTP binding; molecular adaptor activity; GTPase activity
Source: RefSeq, a predicted model, not a curated record
GAAGGAGGGCGGCCCGAAGGAGUGGCGAGCGGGGAAGGGCUGGAGCCGGGCAGAGAAGGAGAGACAGAGAGAGAGAGAGACACGCCGCCUGCCUCUGCUAGCCAGCCAUCCAGCCAGCCAGCCUGGAAGCCCCUCUUGGCACUCCAAGGAGGAGAGACCCCGCAGGCAGCAUGGCCGUGGCGGUGGGGAGACCCUCGAAUGAUGAUCUCCGGAACCUGUCCCUUUCAGGCCAUGUUGGUUUCGACAGUCUCCCCGAUCAGUUGGUCAACAAGUCAACCUCGCAGGGCUUCUGCUUCAACAUCCUUUGUGUUGGGGAAACCGGCAUUGGCAAAUCGACACUCAUGGACACUCUCUUCAACACAAAGUUCGAAAGUGACCCAGCCACUCACAAUGAACCUGGUGUGCGGUUGAAAGCAAGAAGCUACGAACUUCAGGAGAGCAAUGUCCGUCUGAAGCUGACCAUUGUGGAUACAGUGGGAUUUGGAGACCAGAUCAACAAAGACGACAGUUACAAGCCCAUUGUGGAGUACAUCGAUGCCCAGUUUGAAGCCUACCUUCAGGAGGAGCUGAAGAUCAAGCGCUCCCUGUUUAAUUAUCAUGACUCCCGGAUCCAUGCGUGCUUGUACUUCAUCGCACCCACUGGUCACUCUCUGAAAUCCCUUGAUCUGGUCACCAUGAAGAAGCUGGACAGCAAGGUGAACAUUAUCCCAAUAAUAGCCAAAGCUGAUACCAUUGCAAAAAAUGAGCUGCAUAAAUUCAAGAGCAAAAUCAUGAGUGAGCUGGUCAGCAACGGUGUCCAGAUCUAUCAAUUCCCAACAGAUGAAGAAACGGUGGCUGAAAUUAAUGCUACUAUGAGUGUCCAUCUCCCAUUUGCUGUUGUUGGCAGCACCGAAGAAGUGAAGAUUGGCAACAAGAUGGCCAAAGCCAGACAGUAUCCGUGGGGUGUCGUUCAGGUUGAAAAUGAAAACCACUGUGACUUUGUAAAGUUGCGUGAGAUGCUGAUAAGAGUGAACAUGGAGGAUCUGAGAGAGCAGACUCACAGUCGGCAUUACGAGCUCUAUCGCCGCUGCAAACUUGAAGAGAUGGGAUUCAAAGACACAGACCCGGACAGCAAACCAUUCAGUCUUCAAGAGACCUAUGAAGCUAAGAGGAAUGAAUUCCUGGGUGAACUCCAGAAAAAAGAAGAAGAAAUGAGGCAAAUGUUUGUCAUGCGGGUGAAGGAGAAAGAAGCCGAGCUCAAAGAGGCAGAAAAAGACCUUCAUGAGAAGUUUGAACACCUAAAGAGGACUCACCAAGAAGAGAAGAAGAAAGUAGAGGACAAGAAAAAGGACCUUGAGGAGGAACUGGGCAACUUCCAGAAGAAGAAAGCAGCAGCUCAGCUAUUACAGUCACAGGGCCAACAGGCUGGCUCCCAACAAACCAAGAAAGACAAGGACAAGAAAAAAAUCUUUUCCUUUCUGAUACAUUCCAAGGGAUGGCGGCCGCUGUUUGCCCUCUGACUCCUGGAACACUUUUCUCUGCGGCCGAUGUACUGCCAGCUUCCCCUCUGUUCCUGGCUAGGUAGUCUCCUGUUUCUUAACUUCUUAAGGCACUCUUUUAACAUGGCACUCAUCACCUGAGUUUCUGCCCACCUUUCACAUUGCAACCUCGCUUGCUCCUGCCAACCACUCAGAUGCCUAUUUCCUUUCCUUGCCCUUUGCUGUAAAUUAACACAAAGGCUGGUCUGCAAGGGGCUUUGACCAUCCACCGCCUAAACAUGGUUCUUAUGGAGAUAACAAAGUGGCUAGAAACUCCCCAUAUAAAGGAACAACAAAGUGCUGGUUUUGUGCUGUGCAGAUGGGGCCACCACAAAGCAGUUAACCUGAAAUCCUCUUAGCCACAAAUAAAUUAACCCUUAAAUGCUCUUAGCCUAAUGUUGAAGGAGCCAGUUUUCCAGCCAUGUACUUCUGCAGCUUAUUGUGCAAAUCUAUGUUCAAGUUUUCCAGAGCUUGAAUGCUUGUGCAGUGUGCUUCCACUAGCGUUGUCUGUGCGUGUCCUAUUUUCAAUGGGCUUUCGUGCCUCCCUGCUAAUGUUGUUUCUUCCUCCUUAGUUUAAGAGAACCUUGAGAGAUGUUCCAGGUGUUUAUUUGGUUGUGCCCAGUUCCCACAUUAAUUCUGUUGAGGGACUAUCAGUGGUUCUCAACCUUUGGCUUUCCAGGUGUUUUGGACUUCAACUCCCAUAAAUCAAAGCCAGCUUACCAGCUGUUUGGAAUUGUGGGAGCUGAAGUCCAAAACACCUGGAGGCCCAAAGUUUGGGAACCACUGGUAGAUGAUGCAGGUUGAUAUCCAUGCAUCAUCUGGAGGGUAUCUGGUUGAAAAAGGUCACUGUUGACUUUGAAAUGCAUCUCUCAUUUGGCCCUCUCUCUCUUCUGUAUUAAUUUAUCUUUCUUUCUGGCCCAUUAAGCUAAAAGAGACAGAAAUAUGGUUUUAGACAAAGGAAGAAAUCUCCACAAUUCCAUCCCUCAUAAAUAGGAAAUUCAAAAACUAGUUAUCCAAUCCCUUGUUAUACCAGAAUGUGAAUGCUGUUAUGAGCAUUGUUCAGUUGCAAGGUUAGUAUACAUAGAUCCCAUCUAUCCUGUCAUAUAAUCUGGAUUCAGAAACAAGAUUAUAUGGCAGUGUGGAUUCAGCCAAAGAAAGCAUCCACAAUUGGAUGCAGGUUCCAUUGUAUUAGAGUUGCACCUUCAGUUCUGGAUCCUGUGAUGCAUUCAUGGAAGAUGAUGGAUCCUCAAGGUUGGAUGAAGGCCCUUCUUUGUUGCCACAGAGCCACGUUUAAGUCACUUCCUUGCUUUUAAGUCACUCCCUGGACCAUGUUUAGUUUGCUUACUACUGCACUUGCUUUUCCUUUUCGUAUCUGUGCCUUUCUUCACAGUAAUCCUUGGCUCUGCACGGAAUAAUGUCUCUCCUCAAAGCUUUUGGAUGUGCUUUCACCCUUUGCAUGUAAGUAUUUCUGCAACAGACCUUCUGUCCACUUUCUGAACGAAGCGAGAGGGCUGUUUUGCACAUAGGGGUGCUUGCCAUGUGCAGGGGCGCAGAGGUGUUCUUACACUACUAUGAUUGACUCAUAAUCAGACAGAACAAGUUAAAGGGAUUAGCAGAUUUUCAACAUUAUUGGAAAUCAGCAGGACUACUGAGUUACAAUCAACAAAUUCUAUUGCUUUUAAUGCACAGUUAGGUGCUCUAAGGUUUAAGGUUGCUCACUUGUACGUAUGCUUUGUUGAAUUGAAUUUCCACAAGUGUGGUUGGAAUGGUAAAUUGUGCCCACUAAUUAUAAACACAAUUGGGAAGUCAGUCCCAUUGAAGUUUCAAGUGUAGGUUGUCUAAUCCUACAUUCCUCCAUUCAAAAAUCCCAACUGGUUCAUUGGAGAUUACUUCUAAACAAGUUUAGGGUCCAAGAAUGCAAUUCUAAGCAUAUGUACAAGGGAUAUCUUGAAAUUACAGAUUGAGUUUCUCUUAUCCAAAAUGUUUGGGACCAGAAGUGUUUGAGAUCAGUGUUUUUUAAAAAACAAACAAACAUUGGAAUGCCUAUGUGCAUAGGUAAUGAGAUACACCUUAUAUAUAUAUAGCCUGAAGGUAAUUUUAAAUAAUUUUGUGGAUGAAACAAAGCCUGUGUCCACUGAACCAUCAGAAAGCAGAAGGUAUCACUAUCUCACCCACCCAUAUAGUCAAUUUUGGAGGAUUUCAGAAUUUCAGAUUAGGGAUGCUCAGUCUGCAUAACCUUUUCAAUCUACAAUCCUCCAUGAAGAUUCUGAUAUUCCAAAAAAUAUAUAACUUUUCCAAAUGAGUCUCACUGAAGGACUGAUUGUGCAGUUAAUAUGAUUUCCAAAUGGGUUUCAUUACUUGCUAGCAUUUCCCAUUAGUUUCUUAGUGAUGUUUGAUAUUUGGAUUUUGAUCACAACAUAAGCUUUCACUGGUGGUUGUUACCCAAAAGUGGCUUAGUGAUCCCAACUUAGUGAUCCCCGACUUAUUUUAAAUAUGCAUGUGGUUUUUUAAAAAAAUUCCUAUUUCAUGUAUGUUUAAUUGUAUGGUUCCUUUCUUUAGAGACUGGACAGUUUUUUUAACUUCAUUUAACCCUUUCUAUGUCAGGUCAGCUAUUCCCAUAGUCCCCUGUCCAGUGUUUGGUAGAUAAUAUAAUCAGUAGAUAAAUAAUGAUGUGCCUGGUCUUAAGUUGUGAUUUUGGUCCAUUUGAUACAAUCCAAAUAGUUUGAUGAGUCACAUAUUUAGACAGAAAUCCUUCAUAGGAAAAAUAAUUAGAAAAUGAUAUUUACCCAGCUAUUUGAGGGUGAAGCUUGUGGAAGUACAUCAUCAGUGACUUUGUAAGUACAGUAGACUCUCGCUUAUCCGACAUAAAUGGGCCAGGAGAAUGUUGGAUAAACGAAAAUGUCGAAUAAUACGGAGUCUCCUACUCUUAGCCGUCUGACGUGGCACUAGGCACCUAGAAUACUAACAAUAGGGACUCAAAGGAUUAAGGCAAGGCAAUACCUCAGAGCAAGAGUGGCCCAGCAAGAAGUGCCCAGAUACAGAA